This is a messenger RNA of Andrographis paniculata, 1643 nucleotides long. RefSeq lists its product as uncharacterized. The record is from RefSeq and is a predicted model, not a curated record. NCBI's taxonomy places the organism in Eukaryota, Viridiplantae, Streptophyta, Magnoliopsida, Lamiales, Acanthaceae.
AACUACUUAGGAGGGACUAUUAGAGAAUAGGAGUCAUAAGUAAAUCAAUCUCCGUUACACUGACACAAGGCUAAAUCGGAAGAGACGCCUUUUCUCCAGUCCAGUGACAGACUGGCCGCUUUGCUUUGGGCGAGCAACUAAGCUAAAUCGGAAGAGACGCGGCCCAGCCCAUUGGUGAUAUCCUCACCUCACCUCACCUCACCCUUGUUCUCCAAUCAAUCUCAAGCAUCGGCGUCACUUUGAGCUGCAGCAUGGAUAGAGUUUGGAGUUGGAUUCAAAAGGUCAUCCAUCCAUGAAAUCUCCCCCUCUUCUAUUUCUAGCGACGAAUUAGAGAAAGAGAGCAGAUUGCUGCUGGAAUGACAAGCCUUAGCCUUACAAGCCUUGGCCGUUCGUUUUGCUCCUCCUCCUCCCCCUCCGCAGUCCAGAGUCUGCGGCGGCUAACACUUUCAUGCUCCUGCUCUGUCUUCCCAAGUAAGUUAAAGCGGGCAUACACCAGCGUGAUGAUAGCGCCCACUGGAGUUGGAGCGGCCAUUGGCGGCUACGCCGGAUAUGCUUUGCCGGUGUCUCGAGCCCUCUCCUCCGUCGUUGAUUGCCUAAUCUCCCACCCUAACGUUCUUAAUGCAGCAAUGCUUUACUGGCCAAUGCCGAAUGUGUUGUAUGUUGUGGGCUAUGCACUUGAUAGAUUUGCAGAGGGCUUUUGGGCACUGCAACCUGUUCAUCAGAAUAAGGUUGGCUUAGUUCUUGAUGCUGGGAUCGAGGAAAAUCUUCGUGCUCGUCAUUUACAGGCGGUGGAUGCGACAAGGGCUUCUCUUGGCUUGCCUGUUGUCGAAUAUACUGUAACAGAUGCUGCCUUGCAGGUAGAGAUGUGGGUUGACCCGGAGAGUGGACAAUCCACUGGAAGGAUAGGGCAUCCUGAUUCCCUAUUAAGGGCUGUAGGGACAUUGAUGGAGAGAUCUGGGGUGAAUGCUGUAGCAGUUGCACGUUUUCCAGAAUAUGACAAUGAUGGUAUGGAAAUCUAUAGACAGGGAAUGGGAAUUGAUAUUCUGGCAGGCGUAGAGGCAGAGAUAAGCCAUCUAGUGGUGAAGAAUUUUGGCAUCCCCUGUGCACAUGCUCCUGCAUUACUACCUUCUCCGCUCAGCUAUACCGUGUGCCCAAAAUCAGCUGCUGAAGAAAUUGGGUAUGCAUUCCUGCCAUGUGUGCUUGCUGUUCUCAGUACUGCCCCGCAGUACUUGAAGGUCCAUAACUCCAAUUCGUUAAUAGGGGGCUGCAUCAUUGCUGAUGAUUUUGACAGUGUGAUCCUACCCAUCAAUGCUUGUGGAGGAGAUGCCUCUCUUGCCUUUGCCGGUAGGGAAAGGAACGGCAGGCCACUUUUAAUUGCUGUAGAGGAGAAUGAAACUGUUCUGAAUGAUACCCCCGAGAAACUUGGAAUGACUCCAGUGAGGAAGGUAUCAAAUUACUGGGAGGCUAUUGGAGUGUUAGCAGCUCAUAAAGCAGGAAUAGACCCAAAUCUGAGGAGAAACAGGAUAAAGAACAUAAACCAUACCUCACAGCAUCCCUCAAGACACUUGGCAGUUGACACGUGAAUCUGUAGCUCAUGCCUGAGCUGCAGUACGGCCGUUGCAUGGGCUGGGCAUGCGUUACAA